AUGAGGCUCCAAUUAGACCAAUUCGGGCAGAUCAAAAACUACAUUCACAUGGGCCAGGGCGCCAUUCUCUUCCUUGCCUGGGUCCUGACAAUCGCCUUACUGACCAGACCUGGCACGACGGAUGGCCGGGUCGGCUGGUACUUUGGCUUGUGUUGGCUCACGAUUCCCAUCCUCAUUUACCUCGUAAUGGUCCCUAUGUGGUCCCGCGCCCGCCGCUUCUCCAACGUCUAUGCCUUCGCCGCUAUAGACUCUGUUGCUGUCAUCUUCUGGCUCAGUGCCUGGAUUGCCGUCGCCAGCUAUGUCUCCUCGGGAAAGGGCAAAGGAAAGAGUACAGACAAGGAUGCUAAAGGGUGCGAUAACUUCAAGUAUGGCAGCCCCGGGCGGUGUAAGCUAUCCGAAGCAAUCAUCGUAUUCGGCGUGUUUGAAAUGUUGCUGUUCAUCGCCACGGCCAUUAUCUCCUUCCGAGCUGUUAUGACGUUCAAGAGGACGGGCAUGAUGCCUCAGAACCUCCCCGCUUCUGGAGGCAAGAACGACUUCUCUGCACAAACGCAGGAUGAUUUCUCAAGUAAUAUGCGGACCGAUGACGAAGAUUUCGACGAGCAUCCUGGUAUGGGCGGCAGGCAGGAGUAUGAAUACCAGAAACCUUCGCUCGACGAUUCAUAUGCACCGAUUCGCCAGAGCGAUCACGACAACGACCUCGCACAGAUGCCUGCUGCGCAGCCCACCAGCCCAUUGAACCAUUCUGGGUUGGGUAUCCAUGACUACAACACGAGUUAUAACCCGGGGACAUACAAUGGUCAGAGCCAACCUAUGAUGGCUGGGCGAUAA
Molecule: messenger RNA, 828 nt
Organism: Fonsecaea pedrosoi CBS 271.37
Lineage: Eukaryota; Fungi; Ascomycota; Eurotiomycetes; Chaetothyriales; Herpotrichiellaceae
Exons: 2
Coding region: 1-828 (275 amino acids)
Cellular component (GO): membrane
Source: RefSeq, a predicted model, not a curated record